Molecule: messenger RNA, 480 nt
Organism: Acanthocheilonema viteae
Lineage: Eukaryota; Metazoa; Nematoda; Chromadorea; Rhabditida; Onchocercidae
Source: the annotation of a GenBank genome assembly
AUGUCGAAUAGUGCAGAAAUACGGAAUGAAAUCAAUGUACCACAACUAUUUUCGGAUGUAUCGCAUACAUUAAAUGGAUUCAAGAAUUUAUUCAUCCCAUCUUCGAGAACUUCUGGUGCAGAAGUAACAGCACAUUAUGAUGCCCCUUCUUUAUCCAAUACUGUUGCUGAUAUCUUCUCGGGCAAUGUAUGUUUCAAGGCAUGUGGUAUGGAAGAUAUCCAGUUAGCUGCCCAGAAAGCUAGUGAACUAUUCAUAACUGUGCGAUACUGUAUUAUUACGCUAACAAUAUUCGUCAUUAUUUGUAUGAUUUUACUUUCAAUGGUACUUGCUUGGUAUCUGCUCAAGACAACAUUAAUCUUUGAUGGACGCUGUGGACUACCAAUUGAAUCAACCUUCAAUGGUACAUCAUCCAUGUUCAAUCAUAGCCGUUAUCAAAAAACUCGAUCAGCAACUCCAACGAGAGAAGACUUGAGAAAAUAA